ACCACACCAUCAUUCUCCUCCUCCUCCUCCUCAACCUCUCAGCCAAAGAAGACUUCGACGAGCUCCAACCAGCGACUUCAACAAAGCCACCACCAGCUAGCAAAGCCUCCACCAGUGUGCGCAGUGCUCCACUAGUGUGCGGAGUGCUCCACCAGCGACUUCAACAAAGAGACUGA
Ilex paraguariensis (yerba mate) is the source of this 176-nucleotide messenger RNA. Lineage: Eukaryota; Viridiplantae; Streptophyta; Magnoliopsida; Aquifoliales; Aquifoliaceae. The record is from the annotation of a GenBank genome assembly.